AUGUCCACUGUUCAGAAUACUCAAAAUGAAAUCAUGAUUGACAGAGAUAAUGGAGAAACUGAAAUGGUUGAAAGUGAUUUGGAAAGUAUGACUGUUGGUAGGAACAAAAACACAGAUAGUAUUGCAGUGACAACUGUUGAUAAUACCUUGCGUGAAACCAUAAUAACUAACGGACAAAUGACCAAAUUUCCAACUACUAACAGCAAUGCGAAAAGUUCUGUAAUUAUUCUGACGUCUCUGAAGACCGGUGACAACACCAAACAAGCCACAGAAUGUGCAGAAAACACAGACAGUAAUCCUGUUGCUGGACCUCGCAAACAGCAAAUCAACAAGCAUGUCAUCGUAGCCAACAGCAUCAGACUCAGCCCACAGGCAAACAAAACCAGUGAUGGUUUUCAGAAAUCCUUCCUUCCCACGAAGACAAUGAAGUUACAGGUUAAUUGGGGUCUUCUCCCGAGGAGAAGUGGUCAAAAAAUACUUAAGGACCCACAAAGACCUGUUCCCGUUGAGCAGACCUUGAUGAAUGCGAGAUCACUGACCAACGGUCUGACUGCAACUGCUCAAGCAGGGCCCUCUGCUGAUAGUAUUGACAAAGAUAUUGCUAAAACAAAGCGUCCAAAGUGGGGAAGAGUUACCUGUCGAACACUUCCACCCAGUGUUUCCACGUUGAGAGGCUACCGAAUGUUGUUACUGAAAAACAGACAGAUGAAGCUGUUAGCCAAUACAUUUUACACUCAGUGCAAUAGGGAACAGGAGGCUAAGAAGAGGAAUGAGAUUAGCCAAAGUUUGGAACUUAAUGCAGACAGUUCAGCCCCAAAACAGGAUGUAGAUCCUCUGCAAGGUAUUCGUAAAACUGAUAAAUUCCAGCGCCUGAAGUCACGUUUUGAGUCCAUUUUCUUGUGGCCAGCGUUCAUUGCUUCUACUUCUGUACCUCAUAUGGAUGACACUGCUGAAACAGCUUCUUCAACAGCUGAUGUCAAUGCAGUGAAUUCCAAAACACCGGUGUUUAAAUCACCAAAAAAGACUGCGAAAAAAGGAAGACCUAAAUUGAAAAAGAGAAAACAUGAUAGCGAGUCAGACCAGAGAGAGAAUGAAGAUGUCCAAUCGAAGAAACGUUUGGGGAGACCAGUUGGUUCAAAAAGCAAUUCACAAAGACCGACUAGUCCAGUGCGUACCUCUGGACGUACACAAACUCAAGAGAAAAAAAUAUACUCGGACCGAAUAAAUGGACGUCGAACGACUGCAGACCGAAAAGCUUCAAAAUCUAGCAUCUUUGAUCCAAAAAAGAGAAAUUCUGUAUUCAAGCUGAUGAAAGAAUAUGUGCAAUGCAAGAAAAUUCAUCAAUCCCUGCAUACAACGUCCUCACUGACCACAGAUGAUAUUCCAGAAGAACAGAUGGAAAUUGAGACUCUUUCAGCAGGUCCUGAUCCUGGUCUGAUGGAAGAGCAGGACACACCAAUGGCGGUGUCUUUUCAGCAACCAGCUCAGCAACUUUCUCAGAUGGCAGACAUCAGUGAAACAGGCUCUUGUGGUGUUGAUGUGGAUGCCGUGAAUAGUCAGAAUAUAAAUGAAGCCAAAAUUGAAUGUACUACGACCGUUUCAGCAGGCAGUCGGCCCAUCCUUCCAUGUCAGGCUUUCAAUAUGGAGUCACUCACAGCACCAGCUCAGAGUGUUGAAGGUUUGGUUCCUAUGAUACUGUCAUUUGAUAAAGACAUCCAUGGAAACAUCAUCCAGACACUGCGACUGCUAAAUGAUCCAUCUCAGCUUCCACCAAAUAGUUUUAAGGGCCCUAUUGGAAAUGCUACAGUUGGAUCAAGUGAUAACCUGAAUAAAGCUAGUUUUGAGGGUCCUAUUGGAAAUGCUACAGUUGUAUCAAGUGAUAACCUGAAUAAAGCUAGUUUUGAGGGCCCUGUUGGAAAUGCUACAGUUGUAUCAAGUGAUAACCUGAAUAAAGCUAGUUUUGAGGGUCCUAUUGGAAAUGCUACAGUUGUAUCAAGUGAUAACCUGAAUAAAGCUAGUUUUGAGGGCCCUAUUGGAAAUGCUACAGUUGUAUCAAGUGAUAACCUGAAUAAAGCAGCAAAUGAAUGAUACACGUUGUUUUCAGUAAACAAUAUUGUGAUAAAAGAACAGUUAACUACCAGUCUUGUGAUUUGCUGGGAGUUUCACCAGAAUGAUCAUAACAAUAUAUUGUUCAGAAUAUUUUUAUUUCUAAAGAUUAAAGGGAAAAGCAGUCCUACAGACUAUGUUUUCACAUAAUUUCCAACACCAUUUCCGAGAGGAAAAAGCUAGUCCACGACAUAAAAAUAUAUCUCGUGUCUCUAUUCUGUCUGUCUGAAAAGUAAAAACAUGCUGGCUGUUGAAAUGUAUAGCUUAUGUUCUAGAUGUUGCAUGCCCAGAAAAUCAUAUUUUAACUGACUUGGUUAUGAACAAAUAGGCAAACGUAUAUCCAAUACUUUUGAUCAGUGCUUCUAGCUGAUUCAGUAUGUUUAAAAGGAGAAAUCCAGAAAAGAUUGUUACAUUAAGCUGCAUGAACUAACAUUUCUAUGCGUAAUGCUAAUUUCAAUGCUGACAUCUUUAUUAAUGUGAUCCUAGUUAUUUCGAAGUGGUGCAUUGGAGAAAAUCAUGGAAACUUGAAAAAAUAAAAGAUGUUUGAAGUUGUUACCUUGUAGUUCUAAUGAGCUAGAAACACUGCUUUAAAAUGACCUUAAAUUUGUUACUUAAAUAUUUAUUUGUUAAUUUGUGGAAAUGUUGGCUCAGAAUGUGGUGUUAUUUGUGUUGCAGAUAUGAUGGAAGUUUUUUUUUAAUGUAAAAAUUAAAUGAACUAAAGGGA
Messenger RNA from Gigantopelta aegis, 2830 nucleotides. RefSeq lists its product as uncharacterized. NCBI's taxonomy places the organism in Eukaryota, Metazoa, Mollusca, Gastropoda, Neomphalida, Peltospiridae. The coding region runs from base 1 to 2088 and encodes 695 amino acids. The record is from RefSeq and is a predicted model, not a curated record. The transcript is spliced from 3 exons.